CAGCCAAUCAGCACAGCGAUCUCUUCCUGAUGCCAUCACAAAGAGAAAAAGGCUUCUCCAGAUUGGGAAGGAUUAGCAGCAAAACGUUCUUUGAUGGGAGGAAGGAUGAAUAUGCGGUCUCUGAUUCCUGGAAAUAUGCAGACAUCAGAGGAUUUCAUAACUUUUAAUGACAUUGCGGUAUAUUUUUCGGAGGAGGAAUGGAGAUGUCUAGGGGAAGCAGAGAAGGAUCUCUACAAGGAUGUGAUUAUUGACAAUUAUCAAACCCUUGUGUCAGUAGGGUUUCUUAUUGAAAAACCUGAAAUUGUGUUGAAGAUUGAACAUGGGUAUGAUCUCUGUGCAACCAAUGAGCAGGAACAUCUAUGGAGAUAUACAAGCCAAGACAUCUGCACAGGUCACAUGACUAUCGAUGAGCAUAAUCUAGAAGAAAUAAAAAAACAAAAUUUGUACUAUUGGACUUGUUAUGAUAAUGUAAUCUGCUAUAAUAACCCAACGGAGAAAUGCAAGUCAAAUGACUGGUUAGUAGCUGAACCUGAAUUUUUUUCCACUUAUGGAACACAAAAUCCUUCUUUUGUAGAAGAAAUUCAACUGCGCCAUGCUUCAAAUUAUGAGGACACCAUCCAUGAAAUAAUACAAAACCAGAGACACUUCCAAAAUUCAUCACUUUUUCACCAGGAUCUAAUUCCUGAGUACAGGGCUAUGGCAGCUUACAAAGCAGCGAGACGCUAUUCAUGCAUGGAAUGUGGAAAGUGCUUCAUGCAAAGCUCACAUCUAAAGUCUCACCAGAAAACACAUACAGGAGAGAAGCCAUAUGCAUGUGGUGAAUGUGGGGGGCGUUUUGCAGAAAAGGGAACUCUAGUUAAGCACCAAAGAACUCAUUCAGGAGAGAGACCUUAUCCCUGUCUUGUAUGUGGCAAGAGUUUUUCUCAGAACUCUCAUCUCCGCAUGCACAAGAGAACGCACCUUGUUAAAGAACCAUGUUCUGAGUGUGGCAAUAUUAUAAGUAAUACAACCAGAACCCAUAUGACUCCAAGUGAGUGUUCUCAGUGUAGGCAACGCUCCACAGAAAGACUUGAUGCUAUCAAACAAAGAAAACUAAAAAAGAGGGAGAAGGUGUAUAAGUGUACACAGUGUGAUAAAUGUUUUACCAGGAGUGCUAACCUGGUUGUGCACCACAGAACCCACACCGGUGAAAAACCUUACAUAUGCUCUGAUUGUGGGAAAACCUUCACUGACCGGUCCAACCUGGUCAGCCACAGAAGAACCCAUACUGGGGAAAAGCCAUAUUUAUGCAGUGAAUGCGGUAAGACUUUUCCAUACCGUUCAGCACUGGUUUUACACAAAAGAACUCACACGGGUGAGAAACCAUUUGUAUGUAAUGAAUGCGGGAAGAGUUUUUUCUGUAAUUCACGAUUGCUUCUCCACCAGAAAGUUCACACUGGUGAAAGGCCCUAUGCUUGUAAUGAAUGCGGUAAAAGCUUCUCCUGUAGCUCAACGCUGGUCAAGCAUCAAAUUAUACACACUGGAGAGAGACCAUACUCAUGUCUUGAAUGUGGUAAGUCUUUCAUUCGAGGGUCUCAUCUAGCUAUCCACCAGAGGACUCACACCGGUGAGAAACCAUACAAUUGCCCAGAUUGUGGAAAAGGCUUCACUGAUAAAUCAAAUCUUUCAAGCCACCAGAGAACUCACAAAGGAGAGAGACAUUAUGUGUGCAAAGAAUGUAAUAAGAGAUUUACACAGAGCUCAACAUUGCUCAAACACCUACAGACUCACACUGGAGAGAAGCCUUAUGCCUGCACAGAAUGUGGGAAACUGUUCACACGUAGCUCUAAUCUUAUUAUCCAUCUAAGGGUCCAUACGGGGGAAAGGCCGUAUAAUUGCAAUGUUUGUGGUAGAAGCUUUUCCCAUAGCUCGCAUCUCGUUAAACAUAAAAAAAUCCACAAAUAAAGGACUGUGUUCAGUGUGUGACUCAAAAUAUGCAAAUCAUUAUGUCA
Molecule: messenger RNA, 1991 nt
Organism: Pelobates fuscus (common spadefoot toad)
Lineage: Eukaryota; Metazoa; Chordata; Amphibia; Anura; Pelobatidae
Product: zinc finger protein 585B-like
Exons: 5
Coding region: 94-1944 (616 amino acids)
Biological process (GO): regulation of DNA-templated transcription
Source: RefSeq, a predicted model, not a curated record